AUUGUUGCUUGGACGUGGCAGCCAUGACGUGAUUUUCUGAAUUUUUUUUGUUGAACCAGAUUACACUAUUAAUUAUAAAAAGAAUUGUAGUUUAAGGGAAAUACGUGCAUUAAUCGUAACAGCAUCGUUUGCAAGCGGCUCAAUUAAGUGUUAACCGAAAAAUCCAGUGCGUAAUAUAGUUUAGAAGUGUUUUCUCUUAUCAGAGUGUAAAGUGAAAAUAAGAACAUUGCAAUAUUCCAACAACAAGAAACGAAUCAAAACGUAACAGCAGAAAUCAAAGAGGACGACGACAAGCAAAGGCACAGUAAUCCAUCAAUCAACCAACCACAAUAAGCCCAAAAAUAAACAAGACCAACAGUUGCCGCAGCUGCUGCAGUAGCCCCAAUAAAAGCGUCCGUCGUCCCAUUUGAAAGCUUAAAGCACCUCUCCCCAUCGCACUUUCCAACACUGCACUGUGGAGCCUAAGCAGGCAGUGAGCGAGAGGGCGAGAGCGAGCGAGCAACAGCUGAUUGGGAUAGUUGCUGUGCUGCUGUUGGGGAAUCUGCGCAGAAAGAGAGAGAGCAAGAGCGAGAGCGAGAGCGAAACUACUACGUGUGACGUGUGUGGGGGCAUACAGGUGGCAGAACAGCUGUUCCAACAACAAAAAAGCAAUACAACAAAUAUCCAUUUUUCUAGAAUAUCCCAUUACCCCGACUGCAGUUGUUCCACGUAUAAAAAACAUCAAUCAAAACAACAACUGAAAAUAAAAAUCAAGUGAAGCAAUCAUCACCAGCAAGCAAAAACAUUAACAACAAGCAACGCAUCUUCCAGAAGCACCCUUCCAGACGUCCAAACGUUCCAAUUUGUGCGCUUCCUUCCUUCCUUUGUACCCGUUUGGUCUAUCACACGGGUCGGUUUUCCAUUAUUUUGCAACACUGGCUGGCCAAGCGUUCUGUCCUGCAUCCUCUCACCUAUUGCCAUUCACCGUGCAACGGCACAUCCUCCAUCCAUAGAAGGAACGGAACAUUGAAAUCACAGUUUGCACAUCCAUCCGAUUGAUCUGAUCUGGUUCGAUUCGAUUUGCGGCUAAUUGCGCGCACGUUAUGACCAAUUCGAUUGCGUCAGCAAAAUGCCUGCCCAAUGCACUCUCGUCUGGCAAUUAUGGUAUGUCGCAAAGCCACCGUUACACCGAUGAUAGCAAGGAGUACAUCAUAGUCAAGCUCACCGACUCCGCCUUCCGUGCAAUCGAGGAAUACCAGCGGGACGACAAUGCCAAGCGCCUGCAGCCCGGCCAGCGGGCCAAGAUCCAGUUCAUUGGCAACACCGGCGUCAUACAGUUCCCCUCCCGCCCCUCGACGACCGAGGGCCAUAGCAGCAACAACAAUGGCAACAACAGCAACAGCAACCUACCUUCUGGCGGCAGCAGCAACCCUGGUGGCAGCCACAUGGACGCCAAUGGCGGACGCAAAUUUGGUUUCACCAUCAACAACAUGGAGGGUACCCUCGAGUGCGUCCAGCAGCAGCAACAGAACCUCGGCGUCCUCGGUGCGGUCACGCUCCGGAUGCGGAUACAUGCCAACGACGAUGUGUACGAUACGACACGCACGAAAAUGGCCAUUGCCGAGGAGACGGAGAAGAGCAAGUGCAUACGGGAGAUCAAGCCAAAUCAGUCGGAUAUUGGGCGUAAGGUGAAGAAGGCCCCAUCGUCCUCAUCCUCCCUGUCCGGAUCCGCUACGGCUUCGAUGACGACGACGACAGCAUUUCAUCAUCACAGCAACAGCAACAACAACCACAGUGGGAACAACAACAGCAACAACAGCAGCAGCAGCAAUAGUUUUAAUAGCAACAACAACAACAACAACAAUAGUCGUAAGUUAGGUUCAUCGCCAUUUAAUGGUCUAGGAGUAGGAGGAGCAGGAGCAGGAGCAGGAGCAGGAGUAGGAUCAUCAUCGUAUGCCACAUCGUAUGCCGCCGCCACAGCAUCACAGCGAUCGCCCAAUCCGAGUACGCUGGGUGGCAGCGGCACAGUCAAUGGCGGUGGAGCGUCGAAUCGCUACCACAGCAACAGCAACAACUCGGCCUCCUCGCUGGCCUCAACAUUUGCCAAUGGAAUAUCGCAGGGCUACAACAUGAGCGGCAGCUCGCCGAGGGACAGCCAACCAAUCAACAACAACAACAACAGCACCAGCAGCAGUAGCAACAUCAGCAACCACACAACAACCACAACCUCCGCCAUAUCCAUCUCCUCGACAAACGGACGCAGCAAAAUGGUUAGCGGAGGCGGCAGCAACUCGAGGAGCGGCAACAACAAGUCAUCCGGUGGCAACAAGAUGUCAGAUGUGUCGAGGCGCACCAUUCGGGAGCGCCUGAUCCACUUGCUGGCGCUCAAGGCCUUCAAGAAGCCGGAGCUGUUCGCUCGACUGAACAACGAGGGGAUACGGGAGCGGGAGCGCAACCUGAUUACCAGCAUACUCAAGGACAUCAGCACGAUGGCGCAGAACACGUACAAUCUGCGGCGCCAGAUGUGGAACGACGUGGACGAGAAUUGGCCGUACUUUAGCGAGCAGGAGGUGCAGCAGCUGAAGCGCCGCAAGCCCCAGAAUCUGACACCCCCGAUGAGCUCCGAUGCGGGCAGCUCGACCUCCGGCCAGAGUCCCACAUCGACGCAUACGGGAAGCCCACCGCCGCAUGGCAAUGGCGGGGGAGUGGGUGGCGGUGGCGGCGGCAGCCUGAAGCGCACCAGCCUAGAGUACGACGAGACGAUGUUCAGCACUGUGCAGCCGAAGAAGCAGCGCAUCAGUCACUACAAGAAGGACACUCCGCCCUCGGCCACAUCGUACCCGUCCUCCUCCUCCGUGUCCGUGUCUGCCUCUUCCGCCUCAUCGAACCGGAACCGCUACACGCCACCGCAGCGACAAGGGGGUCCGCUGGACGAUCACACAAGCGGUGAUCUCAGCUACAAUGUCCUGGACAACAUGGAGGAGUUCAUGAGCUCAACGGCAGCGGCGGUGGCAGCAGCGACGCAGCAGCAGCAGCAGCAGCAGCACCCGAGGAGCAAUAGCAGUAGCAGCAGUAGGCGUGGCAACUCCUCCCAAAACGGUGGAAGCGGCAGCGGCAGCAAGGACAAACGUAAUUCAACUGGCAGCAAUUCCAGUAGUUCCAGCGGCUAUGAGACACAGCUGGAGCGCAAUCGGACGACGACGGCGGCGACGGCGAGCAUGCCAGCGAGUCGCAACAGCAAAUCCUCGACAACGCCGCCCAAGCUGGCGACCAGCUUUGUGCCAGCAGCCACCGGAGGGGGAAAAGGAUCUGGAUCUGGAGGCAAGCAACGUUCUUCGGCGGCGGCUAAUCUGCCACUGCAGCAGCAACAGCAUCAGCAGCAGCAGAGCGACUACAACUCUUACAACAACAACACCCAUGCGGCCUCCAACAGCAAGAAGCGUACGAGUAGUGCAUCAUCAUCCAACGACAGAGGCCAGCGCCAGAGGAGCUCGAACUCAAGCUCAGGCUCCUAUCAACAGGUUCCACCUCCCUCCUCCGCCACUGUCUCCCGUUCCGCAUCGGCGUUGUCCGUCCACCAGCACCAGCAACAGCAGCACCAUAGCCAUCAGCAGCAGCAGCAGCACCUGCAGCAGCAUGGAGCUCCGGCAGCCAGCAGCGCCCAGCACCCAUCGCCCACACAGCAGCUGGCGGCGGCUACCCAUGCGUAUGCGAACGCCGAUGCCGAUUCGUCCUCGAGCCCACGCUACGACUUCAGCCAAUACGUUCCCAUACAUUCACUGGAAGUACGUAGACGCUACAAGACUGAAUUUGAGAGCGACUAUGAUGAGUAUCGCAAGCUGCUGACCCGCGUCGAGGGCGUGCGCAACCGCUUCCAGACCCUCUCUGAGCGCAUGGACAGCGCCCGGCGUAGCGACAACGGCUGCGGGGACUACGAUCAGAUCAAGCGCCAGAUUGUCAGCGAGUACGAGCGCAUCAACAACGAUCGCACCAUCCGCGAGGACAAGCAGCGGUUCGACUACUUGCAAGCCAAGCUGGCCCACAUUAAGCAGCUGGUUACCGACUAUGACCAGACAUUGAUCACAUUGGCGGCUACGCCUGCGCCCGCACCGGCACCGGCACCUGCUCACGCUCCUGCCCAAGCACAAAUGGCGGCGAGACACGCGGAACAGCAGCGGAGACAGCAGCAGCACCAUGCGGUGGAGACGAUAGAACAGCAUCAUCCUCAGCAGCAUCAGCAGCAUCAGCAGCAACAGCCACAGUCGCAGUCGCAGGAGCCUCAAAGCGAUUCGGAUGACAGUUCCGAAAGUUCGGAUUCCAACGAUGAUGAUGAUGAUGAUGAGAACUGCGAAGAUUCCAACUCCAAUACCGACGACGAUCAGAACCGCGACCGCUACUGAUACACACACAACUACUUCGAUGAUCCGCGUAACCCUCCCUAACCCAAACUCCCUCUAACCCCUAACCCCAUGUAAAAAGGCAAAACAAACAAACAAACAAACAAAAAAUGAAGAAGAAAAGGAAACUAUUAUAUACAUAAAUACAACAAAUACUAUUAUAGUAAAAACAUAAUACAACAAACAAAAACAUAAACAUAAACAUGAACAUAAACAUAAACAUAAACAAACAAAAAAUCAACAACAAAAUACAAGCGAGCGAGACACCGCGAGAAAAACACCAAGCAACAAAAAUGUUCUUCAAGAAAUUGUACUGCAAAAACACCAACAAAGAAAAAACAAAUGUUGAAAUUACGGAAUAUGUUAAAGCAAAAAUAUAUAAAAAAAAAAAUUUAAAUAAAACAAAAACAAAAAUACACACAAAAACAGAGAAAACCUUUCGCUUAAAGAUACUUUUUAUCGAAACGAAAGAUGCAUAUAUAACUUGUACACAUAUAUGAAACUAUUAUAUAUAUAAAUAUAGCAGAUGCAGGAUGCAGGAUGCAGAAAGCAGAAUGCAGAACGUGCAUGAGGAGACAAAAUCAAUAUUUUUAAACGCGUUUGAGCAACAAUUUAUAAGAGUUGUAGACUUAGACAUUUUUUUUUUUUUUUUUGUUGUUGAACAUCCCAGACCAGACAUGAGAGCAGCUUGAGAAUAAGAUCGGAUCGUAACUAAAUGAGAAGAAAUAAAACACACGCGUGUUGUGUGUGUUUUUCUUUUUUUUUUGCUUGCGUUUAUUGUGUGUAAUAAUAAUUAUUAUAUUAUUCUAAUUAUAUCAACUUUUAAAUAUAGUCUAUAUGUUUUUCGUUUAAUCUAAUACGUUUUUUUUUAUUUUUCUAUCUUGAUUUCUGUUUUAUUUUUUUGUUUUGUUUUUUUAACAUUUUGUUACAAACGGCAGACAACACACGGACACACACACACUCAUACUCAUCCACAAAAUUAUUGCAUUUUUUCGGGCAUAGCUUUUGGUUCUAUAGAGAGAGAGAAAGAGCACAAAAUGGCCGUAAUUUACAAUUGCAAGCACAGUCAUUACAUGUAGAAUGUAGAAUCACAUGUAGAUGCGAUGUGGAAUUUCAUGCAGGAUUGACCCGUAGACUUCCGCCGGAAUUGACUGGAACUGGCAGCACAGCAGCAGGGCAGAAUUGUACUUCAAAAGUACUACGACAGUCGUGUGUGUGUCAGUCUUUCAGUCAGCUCCUGGUGAAAUACGGCCCGGCCCUAGGGAACUGUUGAGAACCAAAACUAGCACUUGAUAUUGAGCCAAUGUUUGCCAAACCAUUGAAUUCCGUGAAUGACAGACAGAGACAUAAGGAUACACAGAGAGCACCCAAAGAGGCAACAUUCAAUAAUAAAUAUAUUUUCCUUUCGGUGUUGCGGCAGGCGGGGUUGAUGCGCGGGUGUUGCAUGCGGGCGUGCCUCUAACAAUAGACUGAACUUUUCUAACGACUUGUUAAUUUCUAGCGGCUUUUUUAGUAAAAAUUAUUCGUCUGUUUUUAAUCGAUAACUAGUUAAUUUGUAAUAUAUACAUGUUUUUUUUUUUUAUAGCCACAGUAGAAGUACAGGUCCCCCAAAAAAGAUCCUAUCUAUCCGUACUAAUUUUAUUUGAAUUAUUUUACCACAAGCAGAGAGACAAAGAAUAUUUAUAUAUAUAUAUAUUUUUUUUUUUUGCGGGGUGUUUAGAAAAUUCACAUUGCUCAAAAAACUAUGAUUGAGGGAGGGGAGGACUAAUGGAAAGGAUAUACAUUGCAUACUUAAUGGUUGUAUCAGAGCUACUAUUGCGGCCCUCUUUUAGUUUGUAGUAAGACCAGACCAUACCCAGACGCUUCCUUAAGUAACAGUAACAGUAAAAGUAAAGGUAACGGUAACGGUAACAGUUAAAGUAAAAUUGAAAUUGUAAUUGUCGCUUGAGAAUUAUCAAAUAAUUUGCUGAAAACUCUACUAGUGUCCAAAAUGAUAGGGAAGGGAGGAACGAUAGGGUAGGGAAACGAAAGCAUAACAAAGCAUAGGAUCUAACACGAAAUUGUAAGUGAAAAACAAAAAACCGAAGAAAUUUUAGCUAUUUCGUUGCAAUAUUUUUUAUAUACGAUAUUUAAGUAGAACUGUGGGGGGGAAGAAUUGGGCUGAACGAUGAUAAACGAUAAAUGAUAAAUGACGAUGAUGAAUGUUGACAAAAACGAAAAGGGGAAAAUCAAACGGAAUAAAUCGAUUCGUAGCAAUUACAAAAAUCAUAUAUACAAUUUAUAUACAACUAAAAAUUAUAUAUAUAUUAUAUACAACAUUGACAUUUGAUAAGUAAAGCAAACAAAAAAAAAAAACAUACGGAAACUUACUAGUUUUUAUAUAAAUGCCACGCCCACAACGCCCACACACA
Drosophila miranda is the source of this 6787-nucleotide messenger RNA. It is a transcript of the gene Su(Tpl), whose product is annotated as RNA polymerase II elongation factor Ell. The transcript is spliced from 5 exons. The record is from RefSeq and is a predicted model, not a curated record. Lineage: Eukaryota; Metazoa; Arthropoda; Insecta; Diptera; Drosophilidae. Gene Ontology annotation, biological process: snRNA transcription by RNA polymerase II; transcription elongation by RNA polymerase II; positive regulation of transcription elongation by RNA polymerase II. The coding region runs from base 1083 to 4379 and encodes 1098 amino acids. Gene Ontology annotation, molecular function: cis-regulatory region sequence-specific DNA binding. Gene Ontology annotation, cellular component: transcription elongation factor complex.